AAAUUGGGGAUAAUUGUUAUAGUAACUUUAAUUAUAGUCUUGGAAUCUGGAACGCAAUGACUAAAAGAGUACGCCAAGCUCAAGUUACCUUACUAGAACUAGGCAUUUUGGAUGAAACAUUACAUUAUGGACCAUACUCACGUUAUUGGUGGAAAACAAAUAAAGCUUUUGACCAAGAUAUAUCUUAUUUUCCAAUUCGCGUUGGACAAAAAACUCAAAUUAUUCUUAACGAUCGUAAGUUUAUUAUUACGAUAGUAGUCGGUCAUCCUGGUAAUCCUGACUUACCUGGUUAUGUUUGUCAAAGUGAUACGUUUUGUACUAAAAACCCAGCUCAUGAUCCUAGUACAGCUAUUUCUUCAAUCUACACGAGUAUUUUCAAUACCAAAACCCGUUACUCCGGACCACUUAUUAUUGGAUGGACAAAUUAUGAAAUUGUUUCGCAAUUGUUAAUUGAU
Molecule: messenger RNA, 455 nt
Organism: Racocetra persica
Lineage: Eukaryota; Fungi; Glomeromycota; Glomeromycetes; Diversisporales; Gigasporaceae
Source: the annotation of a GenBank genome assembly